CUCACAAACAGUUUGACAGACUUGAGAUGACACUCAUGUGAGGACGUCUCACCAACAAACGUCACGGCACAUAAAUGCACAUUUGUACUCAAAAAACUUCAACAAAACCACCCAGAAGCACCGGACCGACACUCGUAUCUACACACCCGCCCUCACUGCUGCUUCUUGCUCUCAGCUGGGGUCUGUUGUUCCUCUGCCACAUCGCCCUUCUGCGCUUCACUGGCCGCCUUCUUGCGCUCGGUGAGUUCGAUCUCGUUCUUGGCCGGGGCGCUUGGCUUCGGCAGUGCCGACUGAGGGGGCGGGGGCUUCUCCUCAUGACCGCCCUCCUCAAGUUUCUCGAUCUCGUGCCAGAAGUAGCUGAAUGUGGAUGCGAUGCGCCAAAUGAUCAUCCACAAGGUGCCUGCAGGCAGACAAGUGCAACACCUGGAUAUAAGGGAGCAUGUGUGUGUCCUUCAGCGUGCGGCGUGCGCACAUGCGAAAAGGCAGAUCCACCAGUUCCUCUCAAUCCGCCAUUCCUUGCCUCUGUACCUGUCAUCGAACUCGACAGGCAGACCUGACACACAACACACACACGCACGCACACACGCAUGAACAUGGAAAGAGCGGCCAUGCACGUCGGGCUCACCCGCCCUCCCGUACAUCUGGUCCUUGCUCCUAUCCUGGAUCUUCGACAACGCAUACGAGCGCGCGGCAAAGCUUAAGAUCGUCACGAAGAGCUGCAUGUAGCCACAACAGGACGCACAGACAAACAGACACCAGAAGGAUGAAUAGCAAGAUCCGUGUGUGGUGCCGCUUACAAAGAAGUGGAUGACGGAAAAACGGAAGCCUCCGAUGGACAUCGACACGUGCCCGAGCCAGACCGCCAUCCUCUGCAGUCGGCGGAUGCCACACAACAGCAGUACCAAAAUGACACCGCCGAUGGGAAGAACGAAGUACGCCUCAAACUUCAUCUGGCCUGAUCUCCCUGCCUGCCUCCCUGCCUCGAUUCUUCUCUCUCUUCCGCCUCCAACGACUUCC
Messenger RNA from Vitrella brassicaformis, 1017 nucleotides. NCBI's taxonomy places the organism in Eukaryota, Vitrellaceae. The record is from the annotation of a GenBank genome assembly.